Dentiscutata heterogama is the source of this 179-nucleotide messenger RNA. Lineage: Eukaryota; Fungi; Glomeromycota; Glomeromycetes; Diversisporales; Gigasporaceae. The record is from the annotation of a GenBank genome assembly.
GCUUUUGAUGAGAGUGUAAACUCGACUGGAGCAGUAGCAAUAGUUAUAGACGAAGGUAACUCAAACGAUUCUGAAGCAACAGAAACUACUACGAAUACUAGUGCAGUUGAAGUUGAUUAUGUGGUUUUAAAUAGUAAUAUAGAUCAGUUAUAUAGUAAUGCUAUGAAUAAUUUUAAAGC